Molecule: messenger RNA, 4542 nt
Organism: Daktulosphaira vitifoliae (grape phylloxera)
Lineage: Eukaryota; Metazoa; Arthropoda; Insecta; Hemiptera; Phylloxeridae
Product: constitutive coactivator of PPAR-gamma-like protein 1 homolog
Exons: 17
Coding region: 317-3226 (969 amino acids)
Cellular component (GO): nucleus
Source: RefSeq, a predicted model, not a curated record
CUGCUUCAUCACCUAAUUUGUUAUUGUACUAAAAAAAAAUUCUUUAUUGAACAUUUUCUGUCGAAUGUUACUUUGCUAUUAAUGGGUUUAACUUUGUAAGUUUUUGUUCAUUCAAAUUUAUGAAUUGUGUGAUGUACACACAUAUCUAUAGUAUUUGAUUGUAUGGUUUGCUUCUAUAUCUUUCAAGGUAAAUAUCAACCAAAAUAUUUGCCGGUAAAGAAGCCAUCUUGUGAUAAAACAUAAAGACAAUGUAAAUAUUGUCCUAUUCUUGUUAGAAUUGAACUAUUCAAACAUCCUGGAAAGAUAAUUCUUUAAAAUGGGCGUAGAAAAACUUUUAGAAUACUUGGAUAGUGGUAAAAUAGAAGGUAGUUGUGUCAAUGUUAAUCUAACACAAUUAGGACAUACUGUUUCACAACAACUUGCUAAAAAAAUGGUUGUGCGUAAAAUUUCUCAAAUUUUGCCAUCAAUAUCAAAAGGGCAAUUCAGCCUUCUUGUGGAUGCCGAAUGCUGUUUAGAUCGUCUAUAUGGAGGAUACUAUUCUGAUUGGGUUUGUGGAGGACAAUGGAAUAGAAUGGUGUCAUUUUUAUCAAAUUUUGUCAAUAGUUUACGUCAAUCAAAUGUUCAUGUUGUUGUAUUUUUUAAUGGUUCUUUUGAAAAUGAACGCUUUAAUGAAUGGGUUCUAAAACAAGAAGAAACAAGAAAUAGAGCUAAUGCUAUUUUAAGACAUAUAGCUGCUAAAGGAACGCCCCCUCCAAAAGUUUGGUGGAUACCACCAAUAUGUUUAAGAACUGCUGUAAAAUUAUAUUUCCACCAUUUAAAAAUUCCAGUAAUCUGCUCAGUAGAUGAUCAUCACUUGGAAUUUAUAAAAUAUUGUCGCCAAUAUAAGUUUCAUGGCUUAAUGGCUGAUGAUGCUGAAUAUUUAGCAUUCGAUCCACCACGAUUUUUUUCUGCUCAUUCUCUUAAACUUACAAGACAACAAACAUUAGAAGCUAAAGAAUAUAUUGUUUCUCGUUUAAUUGAAGAUUUAAAGCUAAACAAAGAUAAACUUUGUGCAUUGUUAUCUCUUUUAGGAAAUUUUGUUCUACCACAACAUGAACUAUUUGACUACUAUAAAAGAUGUGGCAUAAAUCAAAUAGUAUCAAAGGUAAUUGGCGAAGAAAUUGUAAAAAAAAUUGUUGACUCUCUACAAGAUUUACCACCAAUUAAAAACAAUUUUGUUGAAGUAGCUACUCAUAUACUUGGCCAUAAAGAUGAUAAACGUGUUCCAAAAUUGGCUAAGAGUAUGCAGUAUUACUUAAAUGCAAUUAUAGAAAAUUCAGCUAAAUCCAAGAUUGUGACACUAGAAAAAAUAAAAAAUUUUAAAAACAAAACUAAUGAAGAACCUAUUAAUAUAACAGAAUCAAAAAAAUUAGGAUCUGAAAGUCUAAACACUCAGAUGGAAAAUUUAGUAAUAUUGGAAGACUCAAUGUCUGCUUCUAAUUCAUAUUGUUUAAUUAAUCAACCUGUAUUGUCAGAUAAAUUUUCGAACAAUAAAGUUGAAAUCAAUGUACCUAAUGUAGCUACUGAUGUAUUAAAAACCGCUUAUGAUAGACACACAACAGGCUUAAUGUCUACAUAUGUGUAUCACAUUUUAACCAAAGCUGAAAUAAAAUUACCUGUUAUAUUAGAAGAUGAUUUAAAUCACGAAAUACCAAGUGCUCAUAUAUUCUAUAGGCAAGCACGACAAAUGGUUUAUGGAAUUUUAUUCAAUCUUCAUCAUGCUCAUUAUUUAGCUAAAAAUACAAGUACUGUUCAGAAAGCUGAUACACCUGUUAUUCAAGUGCGUGAGUGGAUUAGAGACAAAGCUAACAUUUAUAAGCAUUAUAAUUUAGUAAAUGCUGAACCUUUAGGAUGGGGUGUUCCAACUGUUCAUCGACUUUGGUUUGGAACAACUCCAGAAGAUAAUAUCAGACGUUUAAGAGCAUUUUUAACAUGUAUGCGCUCAGAUACACCACUUAUGUAUAAUACUGAUUAUGUACCUCAGCAUACAUUAAUAAUUGCUUCUGUGUUACGGUAUAUUAUGUCAAACUCGGAAGUACCAAUCCUUCAAAAGUAUGAACUAGAUGCCUUCAUAAUUACUGCUGUUGCACCAGAAUUAUCAAAAAAUGAAAACACUCAAGAACUUCAAGGAACUGUUAGUGUAAGAGGUGUACAAUUGGCAACACUUUUAAUGAGUGGUGUUGAAACAGCUAUGUUAGUAAAUGAUGCUUGUGGUGCUCCUGUUCCGUGGCUUAUGUCUUGUCCAUGGAUGUAUUUUGAUGGUAGACUAUUUCAGUAUCAUUUAGCUAGAGCCCAAACAGCAAGCAAACUUGAAGAUUUAUGUGAAAAUCAGUUUUCUUUAGUGAUUAAAGUUGAAAAAAUGCGUCAAGCUAUUCUACAUGGUCUCGGUGAACGUUUUCAGUUAGUACCACAAUAUCAAGGAUCUUUUAUAGACACUAUUUUAAGUAAAAGAGGAACAGUGCCAAUUCCACCUCAAAUGAUAGGAAGUAAUAUUGCUCAAGGAAUACCAUCAUAUUCACAUCCAAGUAGACAAAACAGAUUGAUUAAUCAAAAUUCAAGUCGCUUUCAAGAAGUUCAAAAUACUAGGCAAAGAGCUAUAGUAAAACAAUCUUCAGGUGGUCAGUUGGAAGUUGCUGGAGCUGUAGUUGGUAUUUGGGGUGCAAAUUAUAACAUGACUGCUACAGGAAAUCCGUAUAUGGGCAGAAAUACUAUUUUGCCAUCACAACAUAUGAUGCCACCUAUAGGAGGACCAAGUUCUUUAUAUCAACGUGAUCUCUCAUCAAGGCUAGUUUAUAGUACACGCCAUUAUUCCAAAACUAUAAAAGGACGUAGUACAAAUGUAAAAACUCAGAAUUCAAAAAAAAAAUUGGUUCAUAAUUUAGUUAAAAAAGAUAAUUAUUUGAAAAAAUCUUCUUUAAAAAAUCGUAGUAUUGACACAAAAAAUCCAACUUCAAGUGAAAAGAUUCUGACUUCAGAAUCUUUAAAAGAAUCAAAAAUGUCUAUAUUAAAUAAAGAAGAGACCGAUGAUAGUAAGGCUAGUGGUAUUAUACCUGUUAGGGUACCAAUUUUGAAUGGAAAUUAUUCAUUUGAGGAACAAAUUGAUAAUGCUGCUAAAAUAGGAAAGGGUAUAUCUAAAACUGCAUCUCAAGAUUCAGACAAUUUGUCAUGUAAUCAAAACCAUCUAUAAUAGAAAAUUAAUUUUCUAUCAAUUUUCACGGAUCAAACAUGUAGUUAAGAGUCAAAUUAUCAACUCAAUUAAAUAAAUUAAAUUUGAGCUUUUUUGUAAAUAUUAUUUUCAAUUGUUAGACAUAAAUGUCUUACUAAUGUUAGUCAUUAUUAUUAACUAUAUGUAUCCUUUUUUUAUGUAGUUUCAUUCUUAUUUUUGUAAAUUUUGCUAAAGUUUUUGUUAUAUCUUAAGCACCACGGAUGUAACUUUGUUAUCCGAUUUGUGAACAUCAAAAGACUGAUAUUUAAAGUGUUGUAUCAAACAUAAUCUUAUGUUAAUAUGACCAUGGUGAUAAUAAUUAGAUAUUAACGUUACUAUAUUUUUAAAUCAAAUGAGAAAAUCAUAUGAAUCGUUAUCCUUUGACUACUGUCCAAAAGUAUUAUUGUCAUGGUGAUUAAAUAUAAUCAUAUUUUUUUAAUUUUUAAAUCUUGGAACAUUAUUUCUCAAAACGUGAUUUUUAAUUGUUAACAAAAAUAUGUAAGUUGAGCAUAGAGCAUAUAACAGCCUCUCUUAUACUAAAAAAUUAAUAAAGGAAAAUAUUGAAAGUGAGUGAAAAAAGCUUAAAUACUUUUUUUUUAAAUACAAAGCAAUAUUUGUAUACAUGCUUUUAUAAAAUCGGUUAGUAAUAAAUAUUUUUUUCUUGACAAAUUAUAAGGUAACUAUGUAUUAAAGUACCUACUAUAAAUGGAAUUUUUCAAUUUUAAAAGGUAUAUCGUUUACAAAAGUAAUUUACGUAGUAAAUUUUAUAUUAAAUUUAAACAAAACAUAUUAAAUAACAUACAAUAUCAUAGUGAAAUUUUAUUCUUAAUUAAUAAUAUAUUCUUAAAAAUUAAUUGAUUUUUUAAUAAUUUAUUGUAUCCAAUUAAUAGAGUAGUGACUCUUGCUUUUGUCAGUUUAUUAUAUUUAUUUAAUGUAAACUUUUGUGUAAUCAUCUAUUUCCUUGAUUAAUAUUGUUUUGAAUUUUUAUCGAUUAUUAUCAUGUAAAAUAUUUUUGAUUAACCAAACAUAACUACAUGUGUUAAAAUUUGAUAUGCUGUAUGUUGUUACAUUACUGUGUAUUUUAUAACAUUAAUUAUUCCUCUUCUAUAUUGUUUUAGUAUAAAUUUUUUAAUUUUUAAUUUAGAAUACUAACAUUAAUAAAUAUUUUUUUAUUGUAACUAACAUUCAAAAUGUAUUAAUAUUGUUAAAUUGAAUUAAAAUUCUAAUUGUGUUAAUGUAUUCACUAUUGUCAAAUUGAAGAAUUUUCCAUGUUAAAAUAUAAAUUAGUCAUGUAUUAA